AUGUUCCGACAGAUUGUAUCUAGAGAUAGUUUAAAGGUUCAUGUCGAGACAAAUAAAAAGUAUACAGGAAAAGAUAUAAAUGAUGGUUCCAAAAAAUGGAUUUCAAAUGAAUCGGAAGUUAAAGAAUGGAGCCAAAUAAACGAUUCUGAAGCAACCGAUAAGAUGUCUGGAUUUAAAAAACUUGCACGCAAUAUCCUUUUCAGUAAUGACCACAAGGAGAUCGAAGCUCACACAAACAGUUCAAAUGAAAGAACAGUAUCCAGCGGCCAUCACAAAAAUAUUAAAAAUCCAAAGGGUGAUUAUUCAUUUGGGAGACGGACAGCAAGAAAAAUGUUGAGUGAUUGGUUUAAUGACACAAAAAAGAAAACCGGACAAACGCUAGAAGAUGAGGAUUUUGCUGUGAAGGAAAGAUUACUCCUCAGUAAAUUGAUUGAGGCGAACCUUGGCAAACUAUCAAACAUAUCGGAAGAAAAUAAUUUUAAAAAGCCAGACAAUCAUAUAGUAAUGGAAAGCGGACAUGUACUCAAGACAAACUUGGGUGUCUUGAAUCGAUAUUCCAUUUCUAGUAAAGAUACUACCGGCGAUGACCUAAUGAGCACAUUUAGGACUGUUACCAUUACUAAUAUCCCGGAACGAACCAGUAUACCUUCUAUUUUGGCUCAAAUACAUGGGGGACCCUUGAGUAAGCUGUUUCUUGUGAGCUCUCAAGAUUGGAAACCUAUACGGCAGCCAUUUUUCUGGAGGCAACAUAUCAAUUGGCAACGAACAGCGAUUAGACUAGAAUUCAGUACUCACAUGCAUGCUCUCAGCUUCUGGAAAUAUUCCAAAAGUGGAUCAUUCCUGGUCAAUGGCCAUAAACUAGAAGUAUUUUACGUGCCAAAUUACCCAGUAAAAAGUGAAGUUAAUACUAAACAAUUGGUGCAGACAGAUAACAAUUUGAUUGCUUCCAUGAAGGAGCCUGAAUGCGCUCGAAGAGUACUUGUUCUAAAAAAGCCAAUUCAAAACAAAAGAAGAUUUGGAGCUAAAAAACAUUACUCUUACCCAGAUCCUAAUCUUAACUAUAGCUCAGACUUCAAAAUAGAAAAUAUAAUUAAAGAUUUUUCUGUGUUUGGGGAUAUUGUUGAGGUUACACCUGUGAUAUCACGCAAACUAUGUUUCGGAGUGCAGUUUUUUGAUACAAACUCUGCUAUAGAAGCAAAGCAGAGUAUUGAAGGAAACGGUGAAUUUGAAGAUGAAGUAAAAAGAAAAUUCUCUGCGAAAUACAAUGACUGGUAUGUUUGGUAUGGAAAGGAUCCGACAGAUAGUCCAAUAAUAUGUUAA
Molecule: messenger RNA, 1320 nt
Organism: Brettanomyces bruxellensis
Lineage: Eukaryota; Fungi; Ascomycota; Pichiomycetes; Pichiales; Pichiaceae
Exons: 1
Coding region: 1-1320 (439 amino acids)
Source: RefSeq, a predicted model, not a curated record